Triplophysa dalaica is the source of this 10589-nucleotide messenger RNA. RefSeq names its product mucin-2-like. The transcript is spliced from 46 exons. Lineage: Eukaryota; Metazoa; Chordata; Actinopteri; Cypriniformes; Nemacheilidae. Gene Ontology annotation, molecular function: protein binding. The record is from RefSeq and is a predicted model, not a curated record. The coding region runs from base 18 to 10331 and encodes 3437 amino acids. Gene Ontology annotation, cellular component: extracellular matrix.
UUCCUACACCGACUGUGAUGGUAACCAAAGCAAAUCCGAAUCAUGGUCAUCCAUCCACCAUCUGCAGCACAUGGGGAAAUUUCCACUUCAAGACAUUUGACGGUCAUUUCUUUCAAAUGGCUGACACGUGUAACUAUGUUCUGGCUUUGAUGUGCGACACCGCUGCUAGUGAUUUUAACAUCCAGAUGCAAAGGAAGAUCGUCAAUGGCUCAGUCACUUUUCAAUCAGUCACAAUAGAGAUGGAGGGGGGAGUCAUCAAACUAAGUGAUGGAAACAUUACCAUGGACAACAAAGUGUUAUCUAUUCCAACCUCCAAGAGCGGAAUCAAAUUUGAGGGAAGCUCAUCAAGUGUCAAGAUCUCUUACAAACAUGUCACUGUCUUUUGGGAAGAAGAGCAGUCUCUACUGAUUGAACUUCAAGAGAAAUACAGAGGUCAGACCUGCGGACUUUGUGGAAACUUUAAUGGCAACCCGGCUGAUGACAUUAGUAACGAUCUGGCCAGAUGGAAGGUGUCUACUGAAUCCUGUCAUGACAUCACACUUCCCCAUAUAAAUGAGUGUGAAAACCAGGGACACAUCUGUCAGCAGUAUCUCAGUGGUUCAGCGUUCGACGACUGCCGCCAUUUGUUGGAUAUGAUGUCAUUUGAAAAAGCCUGCGCAGACGAUCUAUGUCAAUGUCACGGCAACCAGGAGUGCUUCUGCAACACGCUCACAGAAAUAUCACGACAGUGCGCACACGCUGGUGGCAAGCCGGGGACAUGGAGAACAGACCAACUCUGCCCAAAGAAAUGUCAACUGAACAUGGUCUACAUGGAGUGUGGAGGUCCGUGCAAAAACACCUGCUCAGAUCCAGAUGGAAGCCGGUUGUGUACAGAUCACUGUGUAGAUGGCUGUUUCUGCCCUGACGGCAUGGUGGAAGACAACAUUGGCAAUAGUGGUUGCGUUCAUAUUAGCGAUUGUCCAUGUGUGCACGAGGGCACAUUAUACCAGACAGGAGAGUCAUACGAACAUGCAUGUAAAUCAUGCGUGUGUGCUGCUGGAUACUGGACUUGUACGGAUCUAGAAUGUCCUGGAAUCUGCUCUGUUGUGGGAGGCUCUCACAUCACCACAUAUGAUGGAAAAACCUUCAGCUUUAAUGGCAACUGUGACUACAUCCUUACUAAGCACUCUAAUGACAGCGAUAUAGCAGUUAUCGGAAAUCUGGCGUCGUGUGAUUUGAUGCGAACAGGCACAUGCCUAAAUUCUGUUACCCUUGUCAUCUCCGGGUAUACUAUUAGUAUUUCCUCCAGUGGGACUGUCACACUAAAUGGAAACACUCCAUAUGGUCUUCCAAUUUUCACAGAGAAUGUAGUCAUCUUCCAGCCCACCUCUUCCUUUAUUAUCGCUGAUAUGAAGGGUCUUCGUCUAGAGAUGCAACUGACUCCAAUCAUGCAGUUGUACAUUGUAGCCAGCACUACAGAGAAAGGCAAAUUAAGUGGUCUGUGUGGGAACUAUAACGAUAUCCAAAAAGAUGAUUUUAAAAUACAAUCGGGCAUCAUAGAGGGAACCCCAACAACUUUUGUCAACGUUUGGAAGAAAAACCCAUUCAGUUGUCCAGACAUUGAUAACACAUUUGACAACCCCUGCAGUCUGAGCAUGGACACAGAGAAACUUGCAAGGGACUGGUGCUCCCGUCUAACAAACCCAAAUGGAACCGUCUCCUCGUGUCAUUCAGAAAUAAGUCCUGAGACUUAUUAUCAAAGAUGUGUUCAUGACACCUGUAAGUGUGCUGAUAUCAGUAAGUGUAUGUGUGCAGCGCUCUCUUCCUACGCACACGCCUGUGCCGCGAGAGGGAUCAUCCUCCAGGGCUGGCUGGAUUCAUACCCCUGUGUAUCUGAAUGUUCAAACAACAUGAAGUAUUCCUACAGCGUGACCAGAUGUGACAACACCUGUCGUUCUCUCAGUGGAAAGGAUGACUCCUGCAAAGCAUCAUUCACACCUGUAGAAGGGUGUGUUUGUCCUGAGGGCACCCAUCUCAAUGAUGCAGGUCUCUGCGUGCAUGCAGACCACUGCCCCUGUUACUAUGACAACCAGGUCAUAGACCCAUCGGGAACAAUUAACAGAGAUGGUUUCAAAUGCACCUGCUCUCUUGGCAAAUUACAAUGCGCCAGUCACAAAGAUUGUCAGGCUCCAAUGGUCUUCUUCAACUGCUCUAAUGAACCUGGACAAAAAGGAACAGAGUGUCAGAGAACGUGUCAGAACCAAGACCCUGACAAAUGUGUGAGCACAGGGUGUGUAUCAGGGUGUAUAUGCCCAGAUGGUUUUCUGGCUGAUGGUAAAGGUGGCUGUGUGGAGAAGAAAAACUGCCCAUGUGCCCAUAAUGGAGUCAACUACUACCCUGGGGAUCAAGUUCAUCAAGACUGCAACAACUGCACAUGCAAAGAUGGGAUGUGGAAGUGUACAGAAAAAGAAUGUUACGGCACCUGUACCAUCUAUGGGGAAGGGCAUUUUAGGACUUUUGAUGGCAAAAGAUAUUCUUUCUACGGAGCUUGUGAAUACAUCUUAUCCCAGGAUAACUGUGAUACGCAGAGCAGUAGCUCAUUCCGCCUUGUUACGGAAAACAUCCCAUGUGGCACCACUAACUCCAUUUGCUCCAAAUCCAUCAAUCUCUUUUUUGGGAGAUACAAGGUCAUCUUAUCUGAGGAUGAUGAGAUCAAAGUUGUUGAAGGCAAUGGAACCGAAUACAGAUAUCAAAUCUAUUCUGCUGGAAUAUACACUGUCAUAGAGGUCAGAAUGCUUUUAAACUUAAUCUGGGACGGCAAAACAAGUCUGAUGCUCCAACUGCAUCCAAACUUAAAGGACAAGGUUUGUGGACUGUGUGGAAACUUUGACGGUAACGCAAAUAACGACUUUGUGAAGCACGAUGGACAAGAGGUCACAGAUGCAGUGGUGUUUGGAAAUAGCUGGAAACUGAAGUCCGACUGCCCAGAAAACAGCUUGAUGAAUCCUUGUGAGAAAAACCCACACCGGAGUGCCUGGGCCAUCAAACAAUGCAGUAUCAUUACAAGCAACGACUUCAAAGAUUGCCAUUCACUAGUGGACUCUGCCCCAUACUAUGAUGCAUGUGUGAAGGACACCUGUGCAUGUGAUACUGGAGGGGACUGUGAUUGUUUCUGUACCGCAGUUUCAGCUUAUGCUGCUGCGUGCCGGGAAAGGGGGGCUUGUGUGGCAUGGCGUCGCCCAAAUGUUUGCCCUUUAUUCUGUGACUACUACAACGCUCCCGGAGAAUGUGUGUGGCAAUAUAAACCCUGUAGCUCAACCUGCAUGAAAACCUGCACAAAUAGAGAAGGAAAAUGCUCCAGCAAUGCUGAGCAAAUACCUCCCCUUGAAGUGCCCUCCAGAGACACCAUACUUGAGGGAGGAGACGAAGAAGUGUGUUCGAACAUCUACUGUGAUACCACCAACAACAACAGAGACACCAACAAUCACAACUACUACUGUAACACCACCCACAACGACAGAGACACCAACAACCACUUCUACCACAACUACUAUAAAACCACCGCCCACAACAACAGAGACACCUAUAACUAUGUCUACCACUACAACUAUUUAGGACAAAGAGUAAACUGCAAUACAUCUUUUGGACUGUCAUGUUCAAAUGAAGAAAACGCAGAUCUUCUGCCACCUUUUUGUUACAAUUAUGAAAUUAGUGUAAAAUGUUGCAAAAACAAAACAACCCAAAGUACAUCAACGCCAACACCUACAACAACUACUGUAAAACCACCACCCACAACAACAGAAAUACCGACUAUCACAGCAACUACUGUAACACAAACACCAACAACAACAGAGACACCAACAACCAAAACUACUACUGUAAUACCACCCACAACAACAGAAACACCAACUAUCACAGCAACUACUGCAACACAACCACCCACAAGAACAGAGACACCGACAACCACAACUACGCCUAUAAUACUACCCACAACAACAGAGACACCUUCAACCACAACAGCUACUGUAACACCACCACCAACGACAAGAGAGACACCUACAACCACAACUACUACUGUAAUACCACCACCCACAACAACAGAGACAACCACAACUACUACUAUAAUACCGCCUACAACAACAGAGACACCUUCAAAUACAACACCUACUGUAACACCACCCACAACAACAGAGACAACCACAACCACAACUACUGUAAUAUCACCCACACCAACAGAGACACUUUCCACCACAACUACUGAAAUAUCACCCACACCAACAGAGACACCUUCAACCACAACUUCUGUAAUAUCACCCACACCAACAGAGACACCUUCCACCACAACUACUGAAAUAUCACCCACACCAACAGAGACACCUUCAACCACAACUUCUGCAAUAUCACCCACACCAACAGAGACACCUUCAACCACAACUACUACUGUAAUACCACCACCCACAACAACAGAGACAACCACAACUACUACUAUAAUACCACCUACAACAACAGAGACACCUUCAAUUACAACACCUACUGUAACACCACUCACAACAACAGAGACAACGACAACCACAACUACUGUAAUAUCACCCACACCAACAGAGACACCUUCCACCACAACUACUGAAAUAUCACCCACACCAACAGAGACACCUUCCACCACAACUACUGAAAUAUCACCCACACCAACAGAGACACCUUCAACCACAACUUCUGUAAUAUCACCCACACCAACAGAGACACCUUCAACCACAGUUACUAAUGUAGCACCACCACCCACAACAACGACUAUAAUACCACCCACAACUACAGAGACAUCUAUAACCACUUCUACCACAACUACUGUAAUACCACUCACAACAACCGAGAAUCCUACGACCACAAUUACUACUGUUACACCACCACCCACAACAACAGAGACACCUAUACCCACAACUACUACUUUUAUACCAUCCACAACAACAGAAACACCUAUAACCACUUCUACCGCAACAACUGUAACAUCACCACAAUCAACAACAGAGACACCAACAAUCACAACUACUACUGUAACACCACCCACAACGACAGAGACACCAACAACCACUUCUACCACAACUACUAUAACAUCACCGCCCACAACAACAGAGACACCUAUAACUAUGUCUACCACUACAACUGUAACACCUACUACAACACCUGAAACCAGUUACUGUAGGUGGUCAGACUGGAUUGACAGCAACACACCAAGCAAAGAAACCAGCGGUUUUGAAAUUGAAUCCAUCGGUGCAUUGUGGAAUUCAAGAAACAUUACCUGUCAGAGUCCUGAAGGUAUUAUAUGUAGGGCAGUAGAAUAUCCAAACAACUCUUUGGCAGAUUUAGGACAAAGAGUAAACUGCAAUACAUCUUUUGGACUGUCAUGUUCAAAUGAAGAAAACGCAGAUCUUCUGCCACCUUUUUGUUACAAUUAUGAAAUUAGUGUAAAAUGUUGCAAAAACAAAACAACCCAAAGUACAUCAACGCAAACACCUACAACAACUACUGUAAAACCACCACCCACAACAACAGAAAUACCGACUAUCACAGCAACUACUGUAACACAAACACCAACAACAACAGAGACACCAACAACCAAAACUACUACUGUAAUACCACCCACAACAACAGAAACACCAACUAUCACAGCAACUACUGCAACACACCCACCCACAACAACAGAGACACAUACAACCACAAUUACUACUGUAAUACCACCCACAACAACAGAGACACAUUCAACCACAACAACUACUGUAACACCACCCACAACAACAGAAACACCGACAACCACAACUUCGACAAUAAUACCACCCACAACAACAGAGACACCUUCAACCACAAAUACUACUGUAACACCACCACCAAAAACAACAGAGACACCUACAACCACAACUUCUACUGUAAUACCACCCACAACAACAGAAACACCGGCAACCACAACUUCGACUAUAAUACCACCCACAACAACAGAGACACCUUCAACCACAAAUACUACUGUAACACCACCACCCACAACAACAGAGACACCGACAACCACAAUGUCGACUAUAAUACCACCCACAACAACAGAGACACCGACAACCACAAUGUCGACUAUAAUACCACCCACAACAACAGAGACACCUACAACCACAACUACUACUGUACCACCACCACCCACAACAACAGAGACACCGACAACCACAAUGUCAACUAUAAUACCACCCACAACAAAAGAGACACCGACAACCACAAUGUCGACUAUAAUACCACCCACAACAACAGAGACACCGACAAUCACAACUAUGACUAUAAUUCCACCCACAACAACAGAGACACCUUCAACCACAACACCUAUUGUAACACCACCACCCACAACAACAGAGACACCAACAACCACAACAACGACUGUAAUGCCACCCACAACAACUGAGACACCUAAAACCACAAUAACUACUCAAACGCCUACACCCACAACAAAAGAGACACCUAUAACCACGAUUACUACUGUAAUACCACCCACAACAACAGAGACACCAACAACCACUUCUACCACAACUACUAUAACACCACCGCCAACAACAACAGAAAAAACAACUAUCACUGUAACUACUGUAACACCACCACCUACAACAACAGAGACACCAACAACCACAACAACGACUGUAAUACCACCCACAACAACAGAGACAAUCACAGGAACUACUGUGACACUACCAACAACAACAGAGAAACCAACGACUACUACUGCAACACUACCACCACCAACAAAAACAGAGACACCAACUAUCUCAGCAGCUACUGUAACACCACCCACAACAACAGAGACGCCUACAACCAAAACUACUACUGUAAUACCACCCACAACAACAGAAACAAUCACAGCAACUACCUUGACACCACCACCAACAACAACAGAGAAACCAAUAACUACUAAUGUAACACCACCACCCACAACAACAGAGACACCAACUAUCACAGCAACUACUGUAACACCACCACCCACAACAACAGAGACACCUAUAACCACAAUUACUACUGUAAUACCACCCACAACAACAGAGACACCAACAACCACUUCUACCACAACUACUAUAACACCACCGCCAACAACAACAGAAAAAACAACUAUCACUGUAACUACUGUAACACCACCACCCACAACAACAGAGACACCAACAACCACAACAACGACUGUAAUACCACCCACAACAACAAAGACAAUCACAGCAACUACUGUGACACCACCAACAACAACAGAGAAACCAACGACUACUACUGCAACACUACCACCACCAACAAAAACAGAGACACCAACUAUCACAGCAACUACUGUAACACCACCCACAACAACUGAGACGCCUACAACCACAACUACUACUGUAAUACCACCCACAACAACAGGAACAAUCACAGCAACUACUGUAACACCACAACCCACAACAACAAAGACACCAACUAUCACAGCCACUACUGUAACACAACCACCCACAACAAUAGAGACACCUACAACCACAACUACUACUGUAACACCACCAGAGAACCCAACUAUCACAGCAACUACUGUGACACCACCAACAACAACAGAGAAACCAACAACUACUACUGUAACUCCACCACCAACAACAGAGACACCAACUAUUACAACAACUACUGUAACACCACCACCCACAAAAACUGAGACGCCUACUAUCACAGCAACUACUGUGACACCACCAACAACAACAGAGAAACCAACAACUAUUACUGUAACUACUGUUACAACACCCACAACAACAGAGAUGCCUACAACCACAACUACUAUAGUCACAUCUCCACCCACAACAACUGAGACACCCACAAUCACAGCAUCUACUGUAACACCCCCCACAACAACCACUGCUACAACAAUAACUGUAACCGCACGCAAAACAACAGAGACACCCACGACCCCGUUUAUUGUAUAUACUGAGUCAACAACGACCAUAAAAAAUACCCCAACACCUCAAGUUCAUUGUUGCAUGUACUCAAAUGAAACACACCCAGCUGAGUCUAUCAUCUACAAUAAAACAGACGAAGCGGGUUGGUGCUUCAUUACUUACUGCAACUCCUCAUGUGAAAUUCAGCAAUGGACUCAACCAUGCCAAACAUCCUCACCCCCUCCACACAUCACCCCUCCACACCCCAUCACACCCCCUUCACCAGACUGUAAAAAAGUCAACCGGAAGAAUGGAGAAUCCUGGACAGAAAAAUGUAGUAACAAUAUCUGCAUUAAUAGUAACGUUAUCUCAAAACCCAUAAAGUGUGACCAGGCCAAUCAUUCAAAAUGUGACAAUGGACUAAAACCAGAGCUGGUGUAUUAUAACAACGGCUGCUGUGCCAAAUACGAAUGUCCAUGUAAAUGCAGUGGCUGGGGCGACCCUCAUUAUAAAACCUUUGAUGGAAAAUACUACGCUUUCCAAGGAAACUGUACCUAUGUAUUGGUCAAAGAAAUCAUCCCAAAAUACAAUAUCAGUGUCCACGUUAAAAACUACUACUGUGAUGUAAAAAAUAAUCUGGCCUGCCCCGAGUAUGUGACAGUAUAUUACAAAUCUUAUGAAGUCAAGAUGACAAGCAACACUAAAGAAGUCCAGGUCUUUGUUAAUAAUGAGAAGAAAAUACUUACAUUCAUAAAUGAAGCCUUCACCAUCACCACAUCCGGCAUGGCAGUGGUUUUGAACAUCUCUGAAAUCCAAGCACAAGUUUUAGUAAAUCAUCAAGGCUUUGAGGUGAAACUUCCAUUUUCCUACUUCCAUGGUAACACAGAGGGACACUGUGGCGUUUGUGACAACAAUAUUGCAAAUGACUGCAGACUUCCUAAUGGAACGAUUCACAAAUCAUGUGAAGACAUGGCAAGACUUUGGAUGGUACCACCAGGUUGCAUUACCCCACCACCUCCACCACCAGGUCCAACUCCAGCUCCCAACUGCGGCAAAAUAUGUGAUGUCAUCAAAAGCGAUUUAUUCAAAAGCUGUCAUAAGAGUGUUCCUUAUGAAAGUUAUUAUGAAGCGUGCAAAUAUGAUGUGUGCCACAUGAGAAACGAAUCAAUCGCCUGCUCCAGUCUGGAGGCGUACGCUCAGAUGUGUGGUCAGGUGUCAGUCUGUGUCGACUGGAGAAAUUCAGCUAAUCUUACAGGACUUUGUGGCUACAAAUGCCCCAGUCACAAAGUAUACAAGGCUUGUGGGACUAAGACAGACAAAACCUGCAGUGCAUGGUACAAUAAUAAAAUUCUGGAUCAACCAUGCCAAAAUGCAGAUUGUCUUCCAACAUUAAUGGAAGGUUGUUUCUGUCCUGAUAACACGUAUCUGGUUAGUUCAACGACAGAUAAAUGCACAUCUUAUUGCGACUGCAUUGGCUCAGAUGGAUUACCUAAACAGCCCGGGGCUACGUGGAUUUCAGACUGUACCGUAUACACCUGCUCCAAUGAGACGUUUGGUCUUGUGAAAAAACCUGUUGAGUGUCCUGCUGUUGAAUCCUGCGCUAAUGAGUACAAAAUAGUUACUAAAAACUGCUGCCAAACCUGCGUUUGCGAUAUGGAGGUGUGCCUUAUGAAGAAAUGUGAGGUGGGAUAUGAGCUGGCAGCAAAUAAAACCGAGGACACCUGCUGCCCAACCUGUGUGCCCAAAGAUGUUUGUGUGUACAACAACACUGAGUACCAGCCCGGGGUCAAAAUUCCCACAGAUCCUUGCACUCAAUGUUCAUGUGAAAUGGAUGUAGAUCCAAAGACUAAGCUACAUACUGUACUUUGUGCUAGUGUGUCCUGUUCACCUUGCGAUAAGGGCUUUGAAAAGAUGACGGUGGAAGGAGAGUGUUGUGGAAUAUGUAAGCCAACAGGCUGCAUUUAUGAUGCACCAGACAACACCAGAACAAUUCUCAAGGAAGGAGACGUGUACAAGGACAAAUGUGAGAGCGUUUCCUGCCGUCAAAUGAAUGGUAGCUUUGUGAUAGAGAAGACCAUAACAAGCUGCCCUGCCUUUGAUCCGGAUGAAUGUGUCCCUGGAACGGAGACGCUUGACGCGGAGGGAUGUUGCAAGACAUGUCAGCCUAAGAACUGCGUUCGUGUGAAGAACACCACCCACAUCCAUGUCAAAGACUGCAUCUCCAUCGAGCCUAUAGAAGUGACAUCUUGCGAUGGCCACUGUGGCACCCAGUCAACGUAUUCAAUGGAGGCAAACAAAAUGAUGCACAGCUGUUCUUGUUGCCGAGAGUUGAAAACCAGCAUCAAGAAACUGAUGUUUAGAUGUCCCGACAACAGUGAGAUCUCUCACGACUACGUCUACAUAGAGAGCUGCAUCUGCAAACCAACAGAGUGUGAAGACAAGACGACCUCCGGAUAAUAUAUAAAAUAUCAAUAGCAUAAAUGACAUAAAUUACUUUGGUGAAAGUUUGCGCUGUCUGUACUGUUUAUCCUGCUUUUAUCACAUUAUCGUGCUGCCCUCUCCCCAAUGAAACUCCAGGGAGCUAAAGGGUAUUUUGAGAAUGGCAUUUCCUUUUCUGCUUUAUCCUGUACACUAUUACAAUAUAUAAUGGUAAUAUAAUGGUAUACUGUAUGUUUUCCUAAAUGAAUGAUGUAAUCAAUAAACCAAAUUAAGCAG